Messenger RNA from Seminavis robusta, 1596 nucleotides. Lineage: Eukaryota; Bacillariophyta; Bacillariophyceae; Naviculales; Naviculaceae. The record is from the annotation of a GenBank genome assembly.
AUGGAUGACAAAGACGCAACACCUCGUUCUUGGCAACUCGCUGGAAGGAUGGAUGAAGAAAGCACACCAGCACGCACUACUAGUAGAAGCAAAAGUCAGAAAGCCAAGCUUCCACAAGCGGCAAAAGAGGGGACGGCAGCAAAGAAGCGUUCGUCCGAUGGUGAUGGAUUAUCCUGCGCCGGAUCCAUAACCGCAAGACGGAAAAAGGCCCGUAGGCACCGCAGCAAUAGCAAGGAAAACCUCUUGGCGGCGGAUGACAAGAAAACCAGCGGCGGCAGCCCACUCAGAUCCAAAAAGUCUAUUGCCAUUUCACCAGACUCCCUGUUUACUCCAAACACCGCCGCUUCCACACCCGCAUCUUCCAGCAGCAACAAGCUGUGCGAAGAAGAUGACAGCUCAUUAUCCAGAUCCGAGAUUCUUGCAACAGUGGGUUUUCCUCCCAAAGUCCCUGAUCUCUUUGCGUUCCCGAAGCAUGAACCUACUUCUUGCCAAUGUCAUCAUUUCAUGACAGUCAACAAGCCGGUCUGCUUGGGUCGAUGCAAUACUGUCGCGCAUCUCCAUAACUAUGGAUGGGAAUACAAGGCGCUCUUGAAGAAUGUGGAAGACAAGGAGUACCAGGAUGUGGAGCCGCAACAACUGGAUGACAAGGAUCCUUACCACCUCUUGACCCUCUCGGAUAUUGUACCCCCUCCCGAGUUCCGCACUCGACAACGGACGAAAUGGGCUGUAGCUAUGGACUGGACACUGGAUGGUUACAUGGAUCGACAGCCCGACAUGGAGAAUCGCAUGCGGGGUAUUCUCAUGGAUUGGAUUAUUGAAUUAUCGGAGGAGUACAAGCUGUCUCCCAUGACCUUCCAUCUUGCCGUUACUCUGAUUGACAAGAGCAUGGCGUGUACACCCACAGAGGAGGAGGCAGAAGGCAAGGGAAUGAUUGGGCACGGCAUGACCAUUCCUAGAGACAUGUUGCAGUGUUUGGGAUGCGCCUGUACCUGGAUUGCUGCCAAGAUGGAGGAAACCCAUCCCCCUUCGGUUGAUGACUUUGUCUACAUUUCGGACAAUAUCUAUCGAAGGGGGCAGAUUCUGGACAUGGAACUGGAUGUUUGUUCGGCACUCAAGUUUCAUUUGCAGCAUGUGACUCCCGUGCAUUAUGCCCAUGAGUAUCUCCUGGCCAGUCAAGGAGGACCCUGUCGACCCAAUAGCCCCACAGGGCCUGCCUUUCACUCUCUUUUGCGCAACAUGGUCCACUAUCUCUUGGAGCUUUCGCGGGUAGCCUACGAGCUUGUGCCUGUCAAGCCAAGCCUCGUGGCGGCUGCCACAGUGUUCCUUGCGAGGGCGACCUUGGGGAUCUGCAAUGAUAGCGUCGAAGAAGACUGUGACGAACGGGAGCAGAACAAAUUCUGGAACAAAACGCUACAAUGCUACACAGGGUACUCCGUCGAAGAACUUAAAGAUACUGUCCAGGUGCUUCACAGAUACCAUCAAAAGGCCGAAUCAUCACAGCUAAAGGCGGCCUUCACGAAGUACAGCAAAAGCAAAUAUAUGCACGUGGCCCACAAGACAGUCCUGCGAGAGGAAGACUUGGAGCUUGAGGUUUAG